Messenger RNA from Priapulus caudatus, 623 nucleotides. Its product is annotated as nuclear pore complex protein Nup155-like. Gene Ontology annotation, cellular component: nuclear pore; nuclear pore inner ring. The coding region runs from base 1 to 585 and encodes 194 amino acids. Gene Ontology annotation, molecular function: structural constituent of nuclear pore. NCBI's taxonomy places the organism in Eukaryota, Metazoa, Priapulida, Priapulimorpha, Priapulimorphida, Priapulidae. Gene Ontology annotation, biological process: protein localization to nuclear inner membrane; RNA export from nucleus; transcription-dependent tethering of RNA polymerase II gene DNA at nuclear periphery. The record is from RefSeq and is a predicted model, not a curated record. The transcript is spliced from 6 exons.
AUGCUGUCGUGCAGGGAUCAGCGGGAGCACGGCCUGUGCGACGCCAUAGCCAGACUCAACUCUGGGCUGCUCGACAUUACACAGUUGUACGGAGAGUUUGCCGAGAGAUACCAGCUUGCUGAGUGUAAACUAGCCAUCGUCCACUGCGCAGGACAUGUGGAUCCGGUGCUAGUGGAGACGCUAUGGAGAGAGAUUAUCGACCAAGAGAUGAGAAGUGCGGUGGGCAGCAGCACACAGACGGUGAUGACCACUCUCAGUAACCGACUGGUCAGUCUCGGACACCGCUAUGCAGCCUCCGACCAUUUCUUCCCUCUCGGCUACCUUGUGAAGCACCUGGAGCAGAAGAGCUGUCAGCUGAACCUGGACGCUCGCUGGGUCGUCAACACGAUGCUGGCGAUCGGCGUCAGCUUCCCCACACUGCUCACUGUCUACGACAAGCUGUACAAGGCCAAGGAUGCGUGCUGGCAGUCAGCGAGGAAGCCUCUGCACACUCUCACCGUGAUUAGCGAGCUGUUGGCGGCCUUCACAGACGCGCCCACCGCCGUCCCCGCACAGCAAAGGUGGCCGUUCGAAUCAGCAGCCUAGUCUGAUUGCGAUAGCCCAACUGGUCGCUCUGCAGACGA